UGUAAUAAAAAGAAACAAAAAGUAAGUAUCAAUAUGCACAACGCAAGUGAACCCCUUGCCUAAACUUGACUCUAUCCUGUGGUAGUAUUAUAGUAAUAUACUCCAGAAAAUGGAGAAUCAAACAAAAGGAGCCAUGAAAAUUAACCAUGUUGUCAAAUCUGCAUUUUCUAUUCCCAGGAAACAAGUUUACAGUUUCAUUGUUUCCAUACUUGUCUUUCUACAUUUCCAGGCCGGUUCACAGAGUAACGUAUAUGAAAAUGAGAAGAGCAUUCUGUUAGAGUUGAAUCAAUUAUGGGGAGAUCAACUAGGAUUCGAGUCAUUGAAUUCCGAUUCCUCAUACUGCAAUUGGUUUGGUGUAGAAUGCAGAAAUGGUUCUGUCACAAGCAUCCAUCUCGGAGAGAAACAACUUACUGGAAUAAUUCCACCAAAUAUAUGUGGACUCAAAAGCCUAGAAGAGAUAGACCUGAACUCCAACAACAUCAGAGGAGAAUUUCCUACAUAUUUGUACAAUUGCUCAAAGCUGAAGUUUCUUUAUCUUUCUUGGAAUCAAUUCCAUGGACCACUGCCUAGUGACCUUAAUCGCUUGUCGAGGCUAAUCCAUUUAGAUAUUGCUGGAAACAGCUUCACUGAGAUCCCAGGAUCCAUAGGUCAGCUUUCUGAACUGCAAUAUCUGUCUCUUAAAUUUAAUAAUUUCAACUUGUCAAUACCCCAAGAAAUUGGAAAUUUGUCAAAGCUUGAGACCUUGGAUAUAUCCUAUAUUGAGAGCUUUAAGCAAGCCAUAAUUCCAGUGGAAUUCGGAAAAUUGAAGAAAUUGAAAUACUUAACUAUUAGUCAGUCAAAUUUGAUGGGGAGCAUUCCAGAAACAUUUUCUGCUCUUUCAGGUCUAGAGACCUUGGAUCUGUCUGGCAAUUACUUAAAUGGAACGAUUCCAAGCUAUUUUUUCCACUGGAAGAAUUUAACCUCUCUUCUCUUGCUGGAUAACCAGUUUUCUGGUAGGUUACCGACUUUGGCAGCAAAUUUGGAAAUGAUGAGGAAAACUCAAGAAAUAUCUUUUAGUCUUUCAAAUCUCCAAGUCUUGGAUCUCUCAGGAAACCACCUAAAUGGUUCGAUUCCAGGCUACUUGUUUCAUUUCAAGAAGCUAUAUACUUUGUAUCUGCAACAUAACCAAUUUUCUGGGAUUUUACCAAAUAUAGCUGGAAAUUUGAGAUUAAGGACAUUGGAUCUCUCAGGAAAUCACCUAAACGGCUCAAUUCCAAGCUACUUGUUUCUUUUCAAGAAGCUGGAUACUCUGUAUCUGCAGGGUAACCAAUUUUCUGGGAGUUUACCCACUAUAGCUGGAAAUUUAAGAGUAAGCACAUUGGAUCUUUCGUCAAAUCAGCUCUCUGGAUAUAUUCCACGAGAAUAUGACAAGAAUUAUGGUUACUUAUUUAGCAAUAAUCUCAAUCUCUGUAGCAGUUACACCACUCUUUACAUCCAAGUUCCACGUUGCAGUCGCAAAACCAGAGUUGCUAUAGCCAUUGCGGCUCCUAUUGGAUUUUUACUCAUUGUAACAUUGUUAUGCUGCAUAGUUAAAAAGAGCUGGAAUUUCUCUGUAGUCCAAUUCAUAUGGAGUAAGAAGAGGCAUGAGAACCAAGAUCCAGAGUGGAUGUUCAUUUCUUUUCAACGAUUAGAAUUCACAGAAUCUGAAAUUUUAGUGAAUAUGACAGAAGAAAGCUUGAUUGGAAGUGGAGGUUCAGGGAAGGUCUAUCGAGUUGGUGUUAAUCCUAAUGGGAAGUUUGUCGCAGUUAAGAGAAUAUGGAACAAGGGAAAUUUAGACAACAGACUUGAGAAACAGUUCCUUGCAGAAGUUGAAGUAUUGGGUAGCAUCCGACAUUCCAAUAUUGUGAAGUUGUUAUGCUGCAUUUCUAGUGGAAACUCAAAGAUUUUAGUGUAUGAGUACAUGGAAAAUCAAAGCUUGGACAACUGGCUGCAUCACAAGAGAAAAAGAGCUAUUACUGCUUCAGCACAUUGUGUCUUGGAAUGGAAUACUAGGCUGCAAAUUGCAGUUGGAGCUGCCCGAGGUCUAUGCUACAUGCAUCACGAGUGCUCCCCACCAAUCAUUCAUCGCGACAUUAAGUGUAGCAAUAUCCUUUUAGACCAUGAAUUGAAUGCCAAAAUUGCAGAUUUUGGACUGGCUAAGGUUUUGGCUAAGUGGGGAGAGACGGAGACUGCUUCUGCUAUCGCUGGCACGUUUGGUUACCUUGCACCAGAGUAUGCAUAUACGUCAAAAGUGAAUGUCAAGAGCGAUGUCUACAGCUUUGGUGUGGUAUUAUUGGAGCUGGUUACUGGGAGAGAACCAAUAAACAGAGACGAGCAUAUGAACCUUGCACAAUGGGCAUGGAACCAUCGUGAAGAAGGCAAUCCAAUCAUUGAUGCUUUUGAUGAAGAAAUCAAGGAAGCAUGUGUCUUGAAAGAAAUGAGCUCCAUGUUCAAAUUGGGGCUUAUUUGCACCAGUAGUAUGCCUUCUGUUAGGCCUUCUAUGAAGGAAGUUUUGCAAAUUCUAUUACUAAGUGUUGCUACGUCUUCCUAGAGAAAGGUUGUAUUUCUGCAAGAGGUUGUUUCCACGGCUUGAACCCGUGACCUCCUGGUCACAUGUCAGCAACUUUACCAGUUACGCCAAAGCUCCCGUUGGCUACUAUAAAAGGAAGAAAACUAUGUAAAGAAAGCUGAAAGGAAGAAUAACCACUUUAUCAAAGUGUUACGUGUAGAUAUCCUUUCAGUGACACAUCACAACAGUAUAAAAAGUUUUUUGAAACUAGUUCUAUUCUUUCGAAGUUAAAGUUUCUAAACUUAAAUUUAUCCCUAUAGAAGUAAGAAGUAGAAUUUGGCAAUACUUGAACAUGCCAAUGCAAUCGAGUGUCUAAAACGGCUGUAAAUUUAACCAUAUUAUUAUGCAAAAUGACUCGCCUUGA
Nicotiana tabacum (common tobacco) is the source of this 2951-nucleotide messenger RNA. RefSeq lists its product as uncharacterized. Lineage: Eukaryota; Viridiplantae; Streptophyta; Magnoliopsida; Solanales; Solanaceae. Gene Ontology annotation, biological process: protein phosphorylation. Gene Ontology annotation, molecular function: receptor serine/threonine kinase binding; protein kinase activity; ATP binding. The record is from RefSeq and is a predicted model, not a curated record.